Molecule: messenger RNA, 1610 nt
Organism: Scheffersomyces amazonensis
Lineage: Eukaryota; Fungi; Ascomycota; Pichiomycetes; Serinales; Debaryomycetaceae
Gene: CAK1
Product: cyclin-dependent protein kinase-activating kinase
Exons: 1
Coding region: 365-1450 (361 amino acids)
Biological process (GO): osmosensory signaling pathway; protein phosphorylation; stress-activated MAPK cascade
Cellular component (GO): nucleus; cytoplasm
Molecular function (GO): ATP binding; MAP kinase activity
Source: RefSeq, a predicted model, not a curated record
GUGACUAAUGAUAAGCGAUUGAUUUCUCCAGCAAAAAAAUUCAGUAUCACUCGCACGAUCGGCCGGAAGGUGUGCUGGCAGCCGGAGUCGGCUCUGAGACUCAUGACUCACGGACAUAUACCGGCUAUUUGGAAAGUAUGAAGAUAUUACUUUAGAAUAUGUAUACAGUCUAUGAAUAUUCAUAGACCAGGAGUCACGAGACUAUUCAUAUUCAUUGCAUUUAAGACAGUCGGUUGUUAUUUGCAAUGGCAUAUAGAUAGGCUCUGAUCUCGAUCGAAACUACGCAAGGAAAAAUUAGACGUAUUUAAUUGUAUUUAGUAAAUAUACGAUGAGAAAGAUUCACGUCAAUUGAUACGGUUGACUAAUGAGUAUAAACUACAAGAGAUACGUCAACAGACGGCAGAUCUUUCGAGGUCAUAUAUCGGAUGUAUAUAUAGCAGAAGAUGUUGAAACUCAAUUGGAUGUCUGCUUGAAGGUCGUUGACUUAGAUCUAGUUGUUAAACCUCAUAACGUGCGAUAUGAACUCUCUAUGCUUCAGAAACUACAUAAUAGAGCUAAAGAAGAGAGCAUUAAUCAUGACAUUAUAUGUCAGUUAUUAGGAUCAUAUGAAAUUGGCGAUGAUUUGACUAUAGUAAUGCCAAAGUAUGCCUAUACCCUUGAAUCCUUAUUAAUGGGAGCUGUCCGACAAUACGUGAGAGUCAAAACGAAAUUCAAUUGGAGUGGAAUAUCCAAUGGAGGUUCUAAUUCUGCAACUAGUACUCAAAGAUUUAAUGUUAUUGAACCCGAUCAUAGUAGAGAACUCAUUAUUAACCUAUUGAAAGGUGUUGCAUUUAUUCAUAAACAUGAAAUAAUUCAUCGAGAUCUUAAACCUGCGAAUAUAUUCUUUAAGACUGAUGAUAUUAGAUAUCCAAUUAUUGGAGAUUUUGGUAUAAGUUAUGAUAAUAAUAAUGCCAAUCAAGUACGAGAUGAACCAACCGAUGAAAAGUAUUUUGAUGUUAGUACAGGAAUAUAUAAGGCUCCUGAAUUAUGCCUUGGUAUCAAUAAUUAUGAAUAUGAGAUUGAUAUUUGGGCAGUUGGAAUAAUAUUUACAGUAAUAUAUUCUCCCCAUUUCAAAUCCAUAUUAGAAUCGAAAGAUAUAAAUAAAGAUGAAAGUGAAGAAUUAGCAAUGAGUGAUUUAUAUUUGUUGACACAGAUAUUUAAAACAUUCGGAACACCCCUUAUAGAAGAUAAAACUAACAAAUAUCAAGAAUUAGUAUGGGAAGAAUUAGAUAAUGAUGAAAAAUAUCAUUUCAAGCAGUUUAAUUUUAGAUUUAACGAAAGAAAGUCUAUAAAAGAUAUACUUCCAAGGUGUGAAGAUGCACAAAUUACUGAUAUAUUUAAUCGCAUGAUGUAUUAUGAUAGAACGAAGAGGUUACAAGCACAAGAAGCAGUUGACUUGUUUCAUAAUUAGCAUUGAAAAUUAUUGUAAAUAUAUAUAGCUAUUUUUAAUGUACUAUUAGUUAUAGAAUGGAUGCAAAUGUUACUGUUAGCAUCCCUUGUUUGAGUCAUGUAUACAUGUCACGUAAGCCAUGAAAACGAAUGAAAAUAAAAUACAAGCCAGAUAUUAAUUA